GUGUGAAAACGAUUCCCUCCUUCCCUCCUGUGCGCAUAAAAUUCCUUUGCUUUCCUCCUUCCCCCUUUCUUCUCCCCGGACCUCCUGAGCUGGGACGACCGGCGGCGUUGGCACGCCUUCCUCCUGCUUCUCUACGCCGUCUCUGGUUUAUGAGGUGCUUGGAAUAGGAUGGCAUUGGUCACCACUGCUGAAGUUUGUGAUGCAAACCCCCAACUGAUUGGGAGCGGUGAACUUCGGGCACUGCAACCUAUUUUUCAGAUCUAUGGAAGUCGCCCAGUCUUCUCUGGACCAGUAGUCACACUUAAGGUCUUUGAGGACAAUGUUUUGAUUCGUGAGUUUCUAGAAGAAAAGGGCAACGGCAGAGUUCUUGUUGUUGAUGGCGGCGGGAGCUUACGGUGUGCUAUUCUUGGGGGAAAUCCUGUUGUUCAGGCUCAAAAUAAUGGUUGGGCUGGCAUAGUUGUGAAUGGCUGCGUCAGAGAUGUCGAUGAGAUCAACGGUUGCGAUAUUGGGGUGAGGGCAUUGGCAUCCCAUCCAAUGAAAGCCAAUAAGAAGGGUAUAGGCGAAAAGCAUGUUCCCAUAACUGUUGCUGGAACAAGGAUCUCCGACGGGGAAUGGCUUUAUGCCGACACUGAUGGAAUCCUGAUCUCCAGAACAGAACUUUGUGUUUAGUUUAAGCUAAGCACAAAUUGGAUCACAGGAUGAUUACUCUGGCGGGGAUUUGUGACUUGGUUCGUGACCUUAAUCGAAACAUAAACAAAGCUAGCUUUGUUAGUUUCGAGCUGCGGACAUUGAGCCAUCCUUUCCCGUCUCUCUGUUGUAUUUGAAUCUUGCGUAGAUAUUCCUGUCAAAUGCUAUCGUAUCGUAUCGUAUCGUGUUGUAUGCACUUUUAAAAUGCUUCGAGUUUCUUUCCCAUUCUGCAUGAUGAUUGAACUUGAUGGUUUCGGUUAUAAGUCCCUGAAAUGAAGGUAUAUGACAGAUGGAAUUUGCAAUUCCAAA
Syzygium oleosum is the source of this 996-nucleotide messenger RNA. Its product is annotated as putative 4-hydroxy-4-methyl-2-oxoglutarate aldolase 2. The coding region runs from base 169 to 669 and encodes 166 amino acids. The transcript has 2 exons. Gene Ontology annotation, biological process: regulation of RNA metabolic process. The record is from RefSeq and is a predicted model, not a curated record. NCBI's taxonomy places the organism in Eukaryota, Viridiplantae, Streptophyta, Magnoliopsida, Myrtales, Myrtaceae. Gene Ontology annotation, molecular function: ribonuclease inhibitor activity.